This is a messenger RNA of Octopus sinensis (East Asian common octopus), 2549 nucleotides long. RefSeq names its product UBX domain-containing protein 7. The record is from RefSeq and is a predicted model, not a curated record. Gene Ontology annotation, biological process: proteasome-mediated ubiquitin-dependent protein catabolic process. Gene Ontology annotation, cellular component: nucleus. Bases 86 to 1672 code for a protein of 528 amino acids. NCBI's taxonomy places the organism in Eukaryota, Metazoa, Mollusca, Cephalopoda, Octopoda, Octopodidae. Gene Ontology annotation, molecular function: ubiquitin binding. The transcript has 13 exons.
AUCUGAAAUAAAGAGUCACCCUGUUCCUCCCCCUCCCCAUAUGGUUGGUAAUUCAGCCUCGUUUUGAAAUAGCGCCAAAUCGCUAAUGGCGGCCAGAGGAAAGAAGAAAAUUGUGAGUGCCACCGUGGAUCAUUUUUGUUCCAUUACUGGUGUCACUGCCGAUGUUGGAGAACGGAUGAUAGAAGCAUGCAACGGGGAUCUCCAAAUGGCUGUGGAAAUGCACAUGGAUGGAAACACUAGCAUUAUGCUUCCCAAUUCCGAAAAGGGAAGUACAAGUACAAAAUCAAGUAUUUCAAAUAACACUGAUGAAGUUCGAGCACCAAUUCCUCAAAAAAGAGAAAUUCUUGUUGAAGAUGCACCUGUGUUUGUCCAGAAGAUGAUGAAUGCCGACUCCAUAGGCUUUCGGGGAAGAAGACCAGCAAAGUCUGUUUUUGAUGGCUUCCGAGAUUUCCAGGCAGAGGCACGUCAGCAGGAGGAGAUGCUACAUCGUAGUUCCACAAUAACAUCAAAACACCAAACAUUGGAAGAUCUGUUUCGGCCCCCUAUUGAUCUCAUAUUUAAGGGAACUUUUGCCAGUGCCCGGGAAGAAGGAACCAACCAAAACAGAUGGUUGAUGGUUAACAUUCAAAAUGUUCAGGAAUUUGCUUGCCAAACUCUCAACCGAGAUGUCUGGAGUAAUAGUGCUGUUCGAAAUAUUGUGAAGGAGCAUUUCAUAUUGUGGCAGGUAUAUCACGACAGUGAAGAGGGUCGCAAAUAUAUGCAAUUUUAUAAAGUGAAUAUUUGGCCAUACAUUGCCAUUCUUGAUCCUCAAACAGGUGAAAAAUUAGUGGAAUGGAACAAGUUGGAUCAUAGCAAAUUCUGUGAAUAUGCAGCUGAAUUUUUAUCCCUCCACCCAUCCUUAGAUGGCAGUGUCAGCCCUCCACAUAAGUCUUCAAAACAGGAAAUGAGUAUUGUGGAUGCAAGCGAAGACGCUCAACUGCAAGCAGCAAUCAAAGCAUCUCUGGAACAAGAUGCACAUUCUUCGGAAUCUGACGGUUCAGGGUCAGAAUACGACAUUGAUUUGGAGACCUUUACUGGCUCAGAAGAGGAGAGCGUACCAUCUCCAGUCAAACGGAUUAAAACAUCUGAAAGAAAGUCGCAUGGCAGCUCAAACUUGCUUUCUAAAUUAGAAAAAGUAUCCGAAUCUAAGAACAAAUCAAAACGUGUGCCGUGUACUCAGUCUUCGAGCUCCAGUGCCACGGUUUAUAAGAGUUUAACUACUUUGAAAUCACCCAUCUUUUCAUCUUCACAAACCACUGAAUUACCAUGUUCCAGUAAACAGUCAACAGCUACAACAACGGCAUCAACAACAGCGUCGAGCAAACAAGACAGCACAGCCAGUAGUAGCAGUAGUAGUAGUAGUAGUUGGAAGGCAUAUCUAGGUUCUAAAGAUGAUCCUGUCACAAAUCUAAUGAUUCGGUUUCCUGAUGGCAACAAACAACAGUUAUCACUUCCUUGUACGUCACCAUUGUUGGCUCUUGAAAAAUUUGUAAAAGAGAAAGGAUAUUCAAAUGAAAAAUAUGAACUAAUUACUAACUUCCCUCGUAGAAAAUUAUCAACUUAUGACAGAAAUCUUUCUCUGAAAGAUGCUGGUCUUUUCCCUCAAGAUACUGUUUUUGUCCAAGAGAGAUGAUCUUCAGCUGAUGAUUGGAAACCCAAACCACACACAAUUUGCAUUGACAAUGUCAAAGCAAAUCACAUGAUCGUCCCUGGGUGGCUUUGAACUGAACACUUUUAGUAGUAACAUAGCAGACCUGGGACAAGUUAAAGAAAUAUAAAGACAACAUUUCAUUCUAAAAGAAAGAGAAAUGAAGAUUUUUUAAAAAAUAAAAUCCAUUUCCGUUUUUCAAAGAAAUCUGGUCAGUUACAUUGAUUUGGGAGGGGGGGAGUUCAAAUUUCAAAUAACAUGACCAACUUUUUUUUUUUUAUUUUUUAACAAUGGUAAAAUCUUUCUUCCAAGUUGUCUUAAAAUCUAACUUCGUGCUGCCGGGCCCAAGUUCUACCUAAAAGAAAGUUUAUCUUUAUGAUCCUGUUGUUGUAGCAGCAAGACCAUAAAACAGUAAAUAUACUUUUGUGUUCGUUCGGUAAUUUAUUGGCCACAAAUGAAAGAUUACUUGAAGCUAAAAUGGGAGAGAAAGUGAGCUUUAGAAAAGAAAAUUAUUAAAAAAAAAAAUCUGAAAGCAAAGAGCCAAAUAAAAAUAAAACGAACAAAAUGUGCAAAUUUAUUGUUGGGAUCAAUUACUAUUUCUUGCAACAAAAAUUGCCAAUAAGUUAGCUUUUCGAUUAAAAAAAAAACAAACAAAAAUCAGUCAAUUCUGUGCUGGCUGAAAGCCUUCACUCACUCCUGGACAGUAUUCGGUGCUAAUGUAGCAGAAUAUAAAACAGAGAAGCUGAUGGACUUCAUCUGCUGUCUUAGAUACCUUUAAACACUGCCUUGAUGUCAUCAUCUGUUGUUGAUUGAUAACAACAACUGCAGCAGUAUUUUCUAUAUCAGAAAUAUUUCCUCAGUU